Molecule: messenger RNA, 2154 nt
Organism: Hydatigera taeniaeformis
Lineage: Eukaryota; Metazoa; Platyhelminthes; Cestoda; Cyclophyllidea; Taeniidae
Source: the annotation of a GenBank genome assembly
AUGCGGCGGGGGGGCGCCGUUUGUGACCGACCUAGUCACACUAAAGCGAUCAAUAGAACACAAAAUUUUCCACGUAAUGAGACGCACAUGCGCCAUAGAAAACGACAUUUGGAUCAGCGUCGGAACAGAAACCGACUACGCAAUGAAGUUAUUCCAAUUUCAUCAGGAGAACAGGUAGAUGGGUUUCAUAUGCUUGCCAGAAGUGAAGCUCUUGAUCCUCACCUUGAAAGUCUUCAGGGCGAUGAAAGACCCACUGAAUCUCCUCCAAUUAGCGAGGGCACUGGCGAAGCCAUGCCCUUGGUUUCUACUCCAAUUGAUUGCAAUCUACAAGUAGGUAUUGUUGAAGCGCUGGAAACUUCAUUAAGCAGUCUUAAUCUACGAGAAACCUUAAUUGAACAGCUCCGGUCGGGUUCGUAUGCUUGCCUGAUUUGCCUAUCCAAUGUUGAGCCAGUGGACAAAAUUUGGUCGUGUUUUGGGUGUUAUCGUGUGUACCACCUUAGCUGCAUCACUGAUUGGGCUAUUUCGAAUACACAGAAAUCUGGAGCUGAACCUCGGACAAAUCAGAAAAUGCGAUCGUCGUGGCGAUGUCCAGCUUGUCAAAAGUCCUACUCAUCUCUAACAACUUCCCUCAUUUAUCGAUGUUUUUGUGGUAAAACCGUUCGACCCGAGUAUCGUCCCGGAUUUUCAACCAUCCCGCAUGGCUGUGACGAAGUGUGUGGCAGGUCAAAGGCACUUGCCAGUGAAAAAGCCAAUCAGCAGAAUAGAAGGGCGUCACCAUGUCCGCAUACCUGCACAGAACUUUGUCACCCCGGUCCCUGUCCACCGUGCACGGCUCUGGUUCAGCUACACUGCCCUUGCGGACGCGUGGUACAAACUUCGCGAUGCGGAGAGGAACCUCCGAAGCCCUGCGGGGCCCCUUGUGAUAGACUCCUGCCUACAAGACUUUGCGCCUUCGGUAGCCACCAUUGCCCCCUGCUAUGCCAUGAUGGCGAUUGUCCGCCCUGCAGGAAGCUUAUAAAAUCGGGUGAGCUGUGCUCUCUCACUUCGGAAUUCGGUAUUUUGUAUUGUGUUGCCUUUGUGCCUCUAGUUUGCUACUGUGGCCGAGUAGAUGAAGUCACGCGUUGUGGCAGUGAAAAGGCCAAGCGCUAUGAUCUGCGUGAGGCUAGGCUGGAAGCGGUGGUGGGCACCUUAGAUCUCUUUGAGAUAGAAAUGUUUUUUGACGGUGGUGAAGAGGAGAAAGCGGCGAUACUGGCUUCCGAAGAAGCGGUGGAGGCGAUCUUUGUGGGUACAGUAUUUUCCUGCGAGCAGACCUGCGAUCGGCCCCUGGCUUGCGGCCACCACAAAUGCAUCGCCUUAUGUCACCCUGGCGAGUGCCAACCCUGCCCUCUUCUGCCCUCCCAAUGCCUCACCUGCCCCUGUGGCCGUGUACGUCUCUCCCAGCUGGUCAUGAACGGAGAUGAACAUGGGAAUCGAAAAGAGUGUACUGAUCCCAUCCCCGUAUGUCCAAAUGUUUGCGGCCGUCCGAACUCAAUUUGCGGACAUCCUUGCCCGGAAAAGUGCCACCCAGGUCCCAAUUGCCCUCAAUGCAAGCUCACCACCAAGAUAACUUGUCGUUGUGGGAAGUCUUCCAAGGAGAUUCCCUGUCUCGAAUAUACCCAGGCUGUGAAGAAGGAUCCAAGUAAAUGUUUCUUCACCUUUCUUCCAUUUCAAGGUGGCUACCUUUUUACGCUUCAGACUCCUUCAAAUUUUUGUGUGAAAGGGUAUGCCGGAAAAAGAAAUCCUGCGGGCGACACAAGUGCGAUCGAAAGUGCUGCGAUGAGGCGGUAUUACAUCGUUGCUCAGAUGGUGAUUCAUGCGUGCCAGGCGAUAUGUGGUCGCACGCUGGCAUGCGGAAAGCACACUUGUGAGGAUCUAUGCCACUGUGGUCCCUGCGGUUCAUGUUGGCGAGGUGUGAUUAAUGAGGAGGUGUACUGUCACUGUGGUGCCACCGUUCUACCGCCACCACAGCCCUGCGGCACUAAACCACCUGAGUGCAACCAACCCUGCUCGCGGCCGCACUCAUGCGACCACCCUGUACAGCACACCUGCCACUCCGAGCCGGAGUGCCCAAAAUGCACCGUCCUCAUGACCAAACGCUGCCCUGGCGGUGAGUGA